This is a messenger RNA of Artibeus jamaicensis (Jamaican fruit-eating bat), 740 nucleotides long. RefSeq names its product lin-7 homolog B, crumbs cell polarity complex component (gene LIN7B). The record is from RefSeq and is a predicted model, not a curated record. The transcript is spliced from 6 exons. Gene Ontology annotation, biological process: protein localization to basolateral plasma membrane; maintenance of epithelial cell apical/basal polarity; neurotransmitter secretion. The coding region runs from base 37 to 660 and encodes 207 amino acids. Gene Ontology annotation, cellular component: basolateral plasma membrane; cell-cell junction; synapse. Lineage: Eukaryota; Metazoa; Chordata; Mammalia; Chiroptera; Phyllostomidae. Gene Ontology annotation, molecular function: L27 domain binding.
CCAGGCGGGCAGGCGGCUCUCAGUGGCAGCGCCGACAUGGCUGCGCUGGUGGAGCCGCUGGGGCUGGAGCGCGAUGUAUCCCGGGCGGUGGAGCUCCUCGAGCGUCUCCAGCGCAGCGGGGAGCUGCCCCCGCAGAAGCUGCAGGCCCUCCAGCGUGUCCUGCAGAGCCGCUUCUGCUCUGCCAUCCGGGAGGUGUACGAGCAGCUCUAUGACACGCUGGACAUCACGGGCAGUGCUGAGAUCCGGGCCCACGCCACAGCCAAGGCCACAGUUGCUGCCUUCACGGCCAGUGAGGGUCAUGCACACCCCAGGGUAGUGGAGCUGCCCAAGACGGAUGAGGGCCUGGGCUUCAACAUCAUGGGGGGCAAGGAGCAGAACUCGCCCAUCUACAUCUCCCGAGUCAUUCCUGGAGGUGUGGCUGACCGCCACGGAGGCCUCAAGCGCGGGGACCAGCUGCUGUCUGUGAAUGGUGUGAGCGUGGAGGGUGAGCAGCACGAGAAGGCUGUGGAGCUGCUGAAGGCGGCCCAGGGCUCUGUGAAGCUGGUGGUGCGCUACACACCUCGAGUGCUGGAGGAGAUGGAGGCCCGCUUUGAGAAGAUGCGCUCUGCCCGCAGGCGCCAGCAGCACCAGAGCUACUCGUCCUUGGAGUCCAGAGGCUGAAACCAUAAAUCUGGACCCUCCUGCUCACCCGUCUCCUGUACAGUAUUUAUUGUCACCUGCUCCUUAUUUAAAGAUCUUUG